Messenger RNA from Xylona heveae TC161, 2461 nucleotides. Its product is annotated as DUF1750-domain-containing protein. The coding region runs from base 65 to 2251 and encodes 728 amino acids. The record is from RefSeq and is a predicted model, not a curated record. The transcript has 3 exons. NCBI's taxonomy places the organism in Eukaryota, Fungi, Ascomycota, Xylonomycetes, Xylonales, Xylonaceae. Gene Ontology annotation, biological process: chromatin remodeling.
UCAAGCGGCAGCAUUGUGGAGCGUCUUCCUAUUUCUGACCAUAUUCAUUGAGGGUUUCGGAAUCAUGAAUGAUCCGAGUGACGGAGUGCCGCAGCAUCUGCUGCCACAUGUGCAUCUGGUCUCUUCGUAUCGGUACCCAAUACUUGCCUCUCUCAGUGUUGAGACUGUAGUAGAUUAUCUACUUCAGGCUCCGAAGGUCGUCAAAGAUGUUGCGCCGAUGAAUUGGACUUUCCUGGACGGCCCCUCCGACGGCUCUGUGCUGCUUGUCUGGCAACCCUUUAAGCUUGGUACUCAUUUUGCCAGUGAUGGCUAUGUAUGGGCAGAUGCGGAGCAAGCUUUUACCUCUGACGUCCGGGGAUAUACUGUCGAAAUGUAUUAUCAUAGGACCGGCUACCGCCCCGGCAGUGAAGCAGUGGCCACGCAUUCCAGGAAGCGCUAUCGCAUAUCUCUUUCCAAAAAUUCCACCAAUUCACCAGCCGAUCCUUCGCUGUGGAUUGUCCAUUAUUCUCAAGCUGAGCCUCAGAACCGAAUUCCGGUCAAUCGAAUCCCCGUCAUUCCGCAAAUCCAGACUCUCUUUGCUCAGCGCCGCGCUUUGCAAAGCCAGGGGCAGCUUAUGCGCAAGGAGUUUAUGCUCCAUGAUCGCGGCAGCUGGCCAAGCAUAAACAUACCCGCUGGUCAAGCACCUGGUGGAUUCCCUCAAGCGCCAGUGUACGGUUCGGGCUCCGUGCCACUUGGUCGCAAUCAACAGCCUUACUAUCCGCCUCCUGCACAAGGAGCAUCUCAACCCGGAGUUGGUGCAUCCCCUGCGGCAAAGCGACCAAGACAUACUCCGCCAACCCAUGCGAUUGGAUCCGCUGGGGGGCCUUCCGUCUCGCAAGCCAUCAUUCAUGAAUCUACCAUCGAAGAUGAGGAGGAUAACUCUCGCGGUGACAUAUUCGACCACCUAACGCCUCGUGAGCUCAGCAUCAUGAGAUAUACACAGCAUCAUGAAUGGAUGGAAGAGAUAUUUUCGUCGCCGUAUUCCAUGCAGCAGAUUGUGCCUGUAGAUCUCGGUCUGGGCUUGAAGGGCGAGCUCGAGGGUCUCACCAAAGGCGCUUUUGAGCCUGCAUCAAGCGACUCCAGAGGCGCGAGUUCCGACGACAAGAAUAAAAUUGACUCUGGAACAGCCGAAUUGUUCACGCAGCGUGCCACCGAGAGAAUGCAGCAAUUGAAUGCAGAGAUGGAAAAAAUGAAGAAGGUUCAUGCCAGAAGGAUGGAGAAGAUGCGCCGAGGAGCGAAGAUUUCAGAGGCAGAAAAACGCGUGAGGAUUGCUAUUACAGAUCCAACUCUGGCAGACUCCGAAAUAUGGAUACCGGAUGCUGGAUUGGAUGCUGUGAAAGAUUCUGAGGGUCACACGAGCCCUCGUGCCAAUCGUAAACCCAGAGAGAAUGCCGAGGAUGUCAUCAAAGAGGUCCAGGAUGACCUUGGCAAGCAUAUUGGUGUUUUUCAAGACAUCAACUGUGUGCAAGCCGGUGGACUCGAGGAAAAGUACAUCACAGGAAAUGAUGGCGAUCAUGAGAUGACGCAAGAUUCUUCUGUUAACGGAAACUCAAGAGAAGCGGAGAUGCAGGCGGGUGACUCCACAAUGACAGGUAUGGACGAGCUGCCUUCCACGACCUCAGCCUCACAAGAUGCUCAUGCUUCCCCUCGAAACGAUGCUGCAAACACUCAACCCGUAGUGGAGACUUCUGGUCCUGCUACGACCGAGACCACCUCUGGGGUUGCUCCGCCCGCUCAAAAGGAGGCUACCCCAGCUGAGAAGGCGCCAAUUGCGGAAGCGAUUCCGGAAGCCAAGCCAGACGUGGAAAUGUCAGGCACCGCCCAUGAGGUCACUCCCAAGGCUGGGGAAGAAUCGAGUGACUGGGUGAUGGUCAAUAAAGAUGCGGCAAGUGCUUCGAAUGCCGAACCGGCAACUGCAAAUAAACCUGAACAACAGCUGGACGCUCAACCUUCAGAUGCAGCACCAGCCGAUGACACCACAGGGGCAGCGUCCGGCGACUCCGCGAUUCCAGGGACAGCCCCUACGCACGCAGACGACAUGCUUGACACCAAUGACUUUGGUGAUUUCAGUAACUUAGACACUGCUGGCGAAGCUCUUGCCCACUACGACGAAAAUCAGAGUCAUGAUCUUAGCCUGGGCUUAGAUAAUUCGGCCUUUGGUGACGCUUUUCAUGGAACAGAGCCUCACAACGAGGACGAAGCAAUGCUUUAGAUUCUCCCCAAGCACGUGACAGUGGCCAUUCUGAUAUCUUUUUCCUUACCAUUUUUGUUUUCAGCCUUUGCAAAAUUGUUUCCUAUAUUCUCGGCGAUCGGCGAGCAUCUUGUCUUGCUCUUUCUGGGCGCAUGUUUAGGUUACACGAUUAAUCAUACCACGAAAAGGAAUGAGUUAAAUCCUUCACUAGAAAUCUUUGAAGGCCCUCUA